GAAAAUAUUUCGAUCAAGAAAUAUUGCAAUUUUAAUUUUUUCACAGAAGAAACUAUUUUAGAAUUUAAUAGAACAAAACUUAUCCAAAUAUAAGUUUCUAACCAAAAUGACUAACUACUGGCGAGAAGUUGGUAUGAAUUAUAUACAAUAUUCGAAUAUUUGUGCUAAAGUUGUGCGUCAAGCCCUACGAGCUGAUUUGCGAGCAGAUGCUUUCAAACGUGAUAUUAGUCAUGUCAAAUUUACCCAAUGGAAAGAUGGUAAACCAGUAGCCAAACAAGAAGAAGAUGGUGGUGUAAAGAAAUAAUUUUAUGAAAAAAUAAAAUGUAAACAAAAAACCUAUUAAUAAACUUUUCAAAUAAAAUUUUAAAAUUAUUACUAAAUUCCUUUCUAAUGAAUUAUCUGUUUAAGAGGCACUGGAGUGAAUCGAGCCUACAAUUCCUAGAGUAAUAAACUUUCAAAUACAAAACUAACUUUCAACACCUAAAAGUGUGAUUUAGAACCGUGCACCCUUGUCAACAUAAUAUAGCACACAGCUGUCAAAAAAAAAACCCAACAUUUAUUUAGAAACAUCAUGGUUAUAUUGUUUAUACUGGAACACGAUUGGUGUUGUCCAUUUUCCAUUCCAACA
Lucilia cuprina (Australian sheep blowfly) is the source of this 628-nucleotide messenger RNA. RefSeq names its product protein stunted-like. The record is from RefSeq and is a predicted model, not a curated record. Gene Ontology annotation, biological process: proton motive force-driven mitochondrial ATP synthesis. The transcript has a single exon. Gene Ontology annotation, molecular function: proton-transporting ATP synthase activity, rotational mechanism. NCBI's taxonomy places the organism in Eukaryota, Metazoa, Arthropoda, Insecta, Diptera, Calliphoridae. Gene Ontology annotation, cellular component: mitochondrial inner membrane. The coding region runs from base 107 to 304 and encodes 65 amino acids.